Molecule: messenger RNA, 834 nt
Organism: Vitis riparia (riverbank grape)
Lineage: Eukaryota; Viridiplantae; Streptophyta; Magnoliopsida; Vitales; Vitaceae
Product: 21 kDa protein-like
Exons: 1
Coding region: 62-658 (198 amino acids)
Biological process (GO): negative regulation of catalytic activity
Molecular function (GO): enzyme inhibitor activity
Source: RefSeq, a predicted model, not a curated record
CCUCUUCCACCUAUCCUCCAAUACAAUCAUAUAAUCAGCAAAUUUCUUACUGCCCAGAGUCAUGGCAAGAGCCUCAGUACUAGUAGUCUUGGUGGUGGUUUCAGUACUUUUGUACACCUCCAGGGUUGCUGAGUCUGCGGCUGCCAAUUCCGGCAGCACUAGUUUCAUCAAGGCCAAGUGCAGUGCCACCCGGUACCCAGCAUUGUGCGUCCAAUCGCUGUCAGUGUAUGCAAGCACAAUUCAGAAAAGCCCGAAGCAGUUGGCUCACACCGCUUUGACGGUGAGCCUAGCCAAGGCUCAGUCCGCCAAGGCGUUUGUGUCCAAAUUGGGUAAGAUUAAGGGCAUGAAGGCUAGGGAGUUGGAGGCAGUUCAGGACUGUUUAGAAGAAAUGAACGACAGCAUCGACCGUCUUUCCCGGUCCGUACAGGAGCUUGAGGAAGCUGGGAAGAGCAAGGGGCAGGACUUUUUGUGGCACAUGAGCAAUGUUGACACUUGGGUCAGCGCUGCCCUAACCGAUGAUAAUACGUGUGUUGAUGGAUUCGCUGGUCGGGCCCUGGACGGCAGGGUUAAGGCAUCGAUUAGGGGUUGGUUGGUUACUGUUGCGCAAGUCACUAGCAAUGCGUUAGCCUUGGUUAACCAAUUCGCUGCCAAGAACUGAGCCACCAGUUUGGUUGCUCAGUCGGCAGUCCAAGCCUUGGCUUAGUACUUGAGUUUUGAUCAUGUCUUGGCUUGCUUUUGAUGUAUAAUAUAUAAUACCUAAAUAUGAAAUAGCCCUGGUUUUUGUUUGUGAAUUGGAGGCUGUGUUUUUUAAAUGAAAUUGGGCAUUUCAUUCCA